Messenger RNA from Tupaia belangeri chinensis (Chinese tree shrew), 1619 nucleotides. It is a transcript of the gene CFAP157, whose product is annotated as cilia and flagella associated protein 157. The record is from RefSeq and is a predicted model, not a curated record. Gene Ontology annotation, cellular component: ciliary basal body; cilium. Lineage: Eukaryota; Metazoa; Chordata; Mammalia; Scandentia; Tupaiidae. Gene Ontology annotation, molecular function: microtubule binding. The transcript is spliced from 9 exons. Gene Ontology annotation, biological process: sperm axoneme assembly. The coding region runs from base 36 to 1601 and encodes 521 amino acids.
UCUUAAAGGGGCCCUAGCACUGGCUGCCAUCAGCCAUGGCUCCCAAAAAGAAGGCAAGCAAGGAGCCUGAGGUCAAGAAGAAGAAAGGGGGCAAGAGGGAUCCCAGCGCGGCCAACAAGCCGGUGGAAGCGCCCUUGGCCGAGCAGAUGCGGGAGUUUUACCACAACCAGAUCCGAGACCUGGAGGACAGGCUGGCCCGGUACCAGCGGAAGUGGGAUGAGCUGGCUGUGCAGGAGAAGCUGUUCCGCCAGGAGUUCGAGCAGCUGGCCAACAACAAGAAGGAGAUUGUGGCCUUUCUCAAGCGCACACUCAACCAGCGGGUGGAUGAGAUCACAGACCUCAAUGAACAGCUCCAGAGCCUGCAGCUGGCCAAGGAGCUGGAGAAAGACGCCUUCGAGGCACAGCUGGCCCAGGUGCGCCAUGAGUUCCAGGAGACCAAGGACCAGCUCACCUCAGAGAACAUCAUCCUUGGGGGGAAGCUGGCAGCUGUGGAGGAGUUCCGGCUGCAGAAAGAGGAGCUCAUGGAGAAGUUCAUGCUGCUGGAAGACCAGCUGCGGAAGCAAGAGAGUGACUACAAGGACUACGUGCACACCCUGGAGAAGAAGUCGGUGCUGGACAAGGACAGACUGAGGAAAGAGAUCAUUCAGCGCGUGAACCUGGUGGCCGCCGAGUUCCGCAAGGUCGCCACGAGCCAGAUGUGGGAGACGACCAGACGGGCCAUCCUGGAGAACAGCAGCGUGACCCUGCAGCUGGCCAGGACGUCUCGGCACAGCAAGCAGCUGCUGCAGGAAAACGAGCAGCUCAAGGGCAGCCAGGACGAGCUGUGCAAACAGCUGGAGCUGCUCGAGAGCUCCCAGAAGGUCAUGGCACGCAACAGCAGAGGCCACCACAAGAUCAUCCUCAUGCUGACCAAGAAGUGUCAUGAGCAGGAGCAGGGUGCCGCUGAGGCCAAAGAGCUGCGCCUCCUGCUCAGCCGCCUGGAGCAGAGUUUCCUGCAGCUGCAGACUGACAACCAGGCCCUGAGGAGCCAGAGAGACCAGCUGAGCCUGCAGCUGGAGCAGCAGCAGGGGGAGGCCCAGCGGCUACAGGAGGAGCUGAUCCAAGAGCAGAAGGCUCGGGGCUCACUGGAGACGGCCCUGACCCAGGCCACCUCCUACCUGCAGGACAUUCUGCAAAUGCAGACAGACGAAGAGGACGGCGACUUCGACGUGGUGUUCCAGAUGCAGCACAAGGAGAUGCUGCAGCAGCUGCUGGCCAUGCUCAGAGCGGCCGCAGUCCUGAGAGCCCAGAUCCCUGAGGGGCCCCGUCUGGAGGCCCAGCCCCAUCGCACCCUCAGGGAGAGCAGACCCAGCAUCCAGCCACCCAAGAUGGGCUCCCUGCUUCAGCAGCUGUCUAGCUUUGCCACCUACCAGCCAGGGAAUCUGGGCCUGGUGCCGCGCCGCACCCACAUCCCGCCCAACCCCCAGGACCUCAGGCUGCUCUCCUAUGCCACCCGCAUGGGGACCUUCCGAGGGCACAGCAGCCUGGAGAUCCACACUUCCAAUCCUCUAAAAAGGCUCAAAAGGCUUAGUCUUCCUGAAGUUCCCCUACAUCCAAAGUAGGACAGAGAGAAGACCAAG